Messenger RNA from Gorilla gorilla gorilla (western lowland gorilla), 8456 nucleotides. RefSeq names its product follistatin like 4 (gene FSTL4). Bases 253 to 2781 code for a protein of 842 amino acids. Gene Ontology annotation, molecular function: protein binding; calcium ion binding. Gene Ontology annotation, cellular component: plasma membrane; extracellular region. NCBI's taxonomy places the organism in Eukaryota, Metazoa, Chordata, Mammalia, Primates, Hominidae. Gene Ontology annotation, biological process: homophilic cell-cell adhesion; regulation of BMP signaling pathway; multicellular organism development. The record is from RefSeq and is a predicted model, not a curated record. The transcript has 16 exons.
CGUCACGGGCUCCGGUCCCGGCGGCAGAAAUAGGGCAGCCGCGGCGGCGGUGGCACAGCAGCGGGCAGCGGCGGCUCAGGGAGCUGGAGCCUCAACAGCCUCCAGCGAGCCCGGGACCCGCCGACAGCCCGAGAAACCAGCCGAAGGACGUGGGGCGGGGUCGCCGCCGCCGCCACGGGGCGCUCCCUCCCUCCCGCCCAAGUCCGGCCACCUGGUCUUCCCCUCGGCCCCGGCCGUCUCAGACUCAUCAAAAUGAAACCAGGAGGCUUUUGGCUGCAUCUCACACUGCUCGGAGCCUCCCUGCCGGCCGCGCUGGGAUGGAUGGACCCAGGAACCAGCAGAGGCCCGGAUGUGGGUGUGGGGGAGUCACAGGCAGAGGAGCCCAGAAGCUUUGAAGUCACAAGAAGAGAAGGGCUUUCCAGCCACAACGAGCUGCUGGCCUCCUGCGGGAAGAAGUUCUGCAGCCGAGGGAGCCGGUGCGUGCUCAGCAGGAAGACAGGGGAGCCCGAAUGCCAGUGCCUGGAGGCAUGCAGGCCCAGCUACGUGCCUGUGUGCGGCUCUGAUGGGAGGUUUUAUGAAAACCACUGUAAGCUCCACCGUGCUGCUUGCCUCCUGGGAAAGAGGAUCACCGUCAUCCACAGCAAGGACUGUUUCCUCAAAGGUGACACGUGCACCAUGGCCGGCUACGCCCGCUUGAAGAAUGUCCUUCUGGCACUCCAGACCCGCCUGCAGCCACUCCAAGAAGGAGACAGAAGACAAGACCCUGCCUCCCAGAAGCGCCUCCUGGUGGAAUCUCUGUUCAGGGACUUAGAUGCAGAUGGCAAUGGCCACCUCAGCAGCUCCGAACUGGCUCAGCAUGUGCUGAAGAAGCAGGACCUGGAUGAAGACUUACUUGGUUGCUCACCAGGUGACCUCCUCCGAUUUGACGACUACAACAGUGACAGCUCCCUGACCCUCCGCGAGUUCUACAUGGCCUUCCAAGUGGUUGAGCUCAGCCUCGCCCCCGAGGACAGGGUCAGUGUGACCACAGUGACCGUGGGGCUGAGCACAGUGCUGACCUGCGCCGUCCGUGGAGACCUGAGGCCACCAAUCAUCUGGAAGCGCAACGGGCUCACCCUGAACUUCCUGGACUUGGAAGACAUCAAUGACUUUGGAGAGGAUGAUUCCCUGUACAUCACCAAGGUGACCACCAUCCACAUGGGCAAUUACACCUGCCAUGCUUCCGGCCACGAGCAGCUGUUCCAGACCCACGUCCUGCAGGUGAAUGUGCCGCCAGUCAUCCGUGUCUAUCCAGAGAGCCAGGCACAGGAGCCCGGAGUGGCAGCCAGCCUGAGAUGCCAUGCUGAGGGCAUUCCCAUGCCCAGAAUCACUUGGCUGAAGAACGGCAUGGAUGUCUCAACUCAGAUGUCUAAACAGCUCUCCCUUUUAGCCAAUGGGAGCGAACUCCACAUCAGCAGUGUUCGGUAUGAAGACACAGGGGCGUACACCUGCAUUGCCAAAAAUGAAGUGGGUGUGGAUGAAGAUAUCUCCUCGCUCUUCAUUGAAGACUCAGCUAGAAAGACCCUUGCAAACAUCCUGUGGCGAGAGGAAGGCCUCAGCGUGGGAAACAUGUUCUAUGUCUUCUCCGACGACGGCAUCAUCGUCAUCCAUCCUGUGGACUGUGAGAUCCAGAGGCACCUCAAACCCACGGAAAAGAUUUUCAUGAGCUAUGAAGAAAUCUGUCCUCAAAGAGAAAAAAAUGCCACCCAGCCCUGCCAGUGGGUAUCUGCAGUCAACGUCCGGAACCGGUACAUCUACGUAGCCCAGCCAGCACUGAGCAGAGUCCUUGUGGUCGACAUCCAAGCCCAGAAAGUCCUACAGUCCAUAGGUGUGGACCCUCUGCCGGCUAAGCUGUCCUAUGACAAGUCACAUGACCAAGUGUGGGUCCUGAGCUGGGGGGAUGUGCACAAGUCCCAACCAAGUCUCCAGGUGAUCACAGAAGCCAGCGCCGGCCAGAGCCAGCACCUCAUCCGCACACCCUUCGCAGGAGUGGAUGAUUUCUUCAUUCCCCCAACAAACCUCAUCAUCAACCACAUCAGGUUUGGCUUCAUCUUCAACAAGUCUGAUCCUGCAGUCCACAAGGUGGACCUGGAAACAAUGAUGCCCCUCAAGACCAUCGGCCUGCACCACCAUGGCUGCGUGCCCCAGGCCAUGGCACACACCCACCUGGGCGGCUACUUCUUCAUCCAGUGCCGACAGGACAGCCCCACCUCUGCUGCCCGACAGCUGCUCGUUGACAGUGUCACAGAUUCUGUGCUUGGCCCCAAUGGUGAUGUAACAGGCACCCCACACACAUCCCCUGACGGGCGCUUCAUAGUCAGUGCUGCAGCUGACAGCCCCUGGCUGCACGUGCAGGAGAUCACAGUGCAGGGCGAGAUCCAGACCCUGUAUGACCUGCAGAUAAACUCGGGCAUCUCAGACUUGGCCUUCCAGCACUCCUUCACUGAAAGCAAUCAAUAUAACAUCUAUGCGGCUCUGCACACGGAGCCGGACCUGCUGUUCCUGGAGCUGUCCACGGGGAAGGUGGGCAUGCUGAAGAACUUAAAGGAGCCACCCACAGGGCCAGCUCAGCCCUGGGGGGGUGCCCACAGAAUCAUGAGGGACAGUGGGCUGUUUGGACAGUACCUCCUCACACCAGCCCGAGAGUCACUGUUCCUCAUCAAUGGGAGACAAAACACGCUGCGGUGUGAGGUGUCAGGUAUAAAGGGGGGGACCACAGUGGUGUGGGUGGGUGAGGUAUGAAGGGCCCAGAGCAGAGCCCUGGGCCAAGGGACACCCUCUAGUCCUGACACUGCAGCCUCAAGCAGGUGCGCUGUACAUUUUUACAGACAAAAGCAAAAACCUGUACUCGCUUUGUGGUUCAACACUGGUCUCCUUGCAAGUUUCCUAGUAUAAGGUAUGCGCUGCUACCAAGAUUGGGGUUUUUUCGUUAGGAAGUAUGAUUUAUGCCUUGAGCUACGAUGAGAACAUAUGCUGCUGUGUAAAGGGAUCAUUUCUGUGCCAAGCUGCACACCGAGUGACCUGGGGACAUCAUGGAACCAAGGGAUCCUGCUCUCCAAGCAGACACCUCUGUCAGUUGCCUUCACAUAGUCAUUGUCCCUUACCGCCAGACCCAGCCAGACUUUGCCCUGACGGAGUGGCCCGGAAGCAGAGGCCGACCAGGAGCAGGGGCCUCCCUCCCGAACUGAAAGCCCAUCCGUCCUCGCGUGGGACCGCAUCUUCUCCCUCGCAGCUGCUUCUUGCUUUUCUUUCCAUUUGACUUGCUGUAAGCCUGAGGGAGAGCCAACAAGACUUACUGCAUCUUGGGGGAUGGGGAAAUCACUCACUUUAUUUUGGAAAUUUUUGAUUAAAAAAAAUUUUUAUAAUCUCAAAUGCUAGUAAGCAGAAAGAUGCUCUCCGAGGUCCAACUAUAUCCUUCCCUGCCUUAGGCCGAGUCUUGGGGUUGGUCACAACCCCACAUUCCACAGCCAGAAAGAACAAUGGUCAUCUGAGAAUACUGGCCCUGUCAACUAUUGCCACCCUGCUUCUCCAAGAGCAGACCAGGCCACCUCAUCCGUAAGGACUCGGUUCUGUGUUGGGACCCCAAAAAACCAGAACAAGUUCUGCGUGCCUCCUUUUCAGCACAGAAGGGAGACAUCUCAUUAGUCAGGUCUGGUACCCCAGAUUCAGGGCAGACUGGGCUUGCCUGGCAAGGUAUGGGUGGCCUCCAGGCUCAAUGCAGAAACCCCAAGGACACGAGUGGGGCCAGGUGAGUUCCUGAAGCUAUACCUGUUCAAAACAGAUUUUGUUUUCCUACCUGUGGCCCAUCCACUCAUCUCUGGUACCCCAUCCCCGCAUCAGCACUGCAGAGAGAACACAUUUCGGCGAGGGUUUUCUUACCCACAUUCCCCAAUCAAUACACACACACUGCAGAACCCAGAACAGAAGGCCACAGGCUGGCACUACUGCAUUCUCCUUAUGUGUCUCAGGCUGUGGUGACUCUCACAUGGCCAUCGAAGAAGUACAACCCACAUAGCCCUCUGGAGACCGCCUAGAUCAGAGACUCAGCAAAAACAGGCUCGCCAUCCCUUUCCCACAUAUGAGUGGAACUUACAUGUGUCCUGGUUUGAAUGAUCGUUUUGCAAGCCACACGGGUUGGGAGAGGUGGUCUCACCACAGACGUCUUUGCUAAUUUGGCCACCUUCACCUACUGACAUGACCAGGAUUUUCCUUUGCCAUUGAGGAAUGAACUCUUUCAAGGAGAGGAAACCCUAGACUCUGUGUCACUCUCAACACACACAGCUCCUUUCACUCCUGCCUGACUGCCAAGCCACCUGCAUCCCCCGCCCCAGAUCUCAUGAGAUCAAUCACUUGUAUGUCUCACGCAACUUGGUCCACCAAACGCCUGUCCCCUGCGACUCCCUGGGGUGUGCCUAGACAGGUACGUCUGUUUUUUAUUUUAAAAGAUAUGCUAUGUAGAUAUAAGUUGAGGAAGCUCACCUCAAAAGCCUAGAAUGCAGUUUCACAGUAGCUGGGAUGCAUGGAUGACCCAUCUCACCCCUUUUUUUUUCCUGCCUCAAUAUCUUGAUAUGUUUACUCCCAAUCUCCCAUUUUUACCACUAAAAUUCUCCAACUUUCAUAAACUUUUUUUUUGGAAAAAUUUCCAUUGUAUCAGCCCCUGACAGAAAAAGGAUCUCUGAGCCUAAAGGAGGAAAAGUCCCACCAACUACCAGACCAGAACACGAGCCCCUCUGGGCAGCAGGAUUCCUAAGUCAAAGACCAGUUCGACCCAAACUGGCCUUUUAAAAUAAUCAGGAGUGACAGAGUCAACUUCUGCAGCACCUGCUUCUCCCCCACUGUCCCUUCCAUCUUGGAAUGUGUCUAAAAAGCAUAGCUGCCCUUUGCUGUCCUCAGAGUGCAUUUCCUGGAGACGGCAGACUUAGGUCUCACUGACAGCAUGCCAGACACAACUGAAUCGAAGCAGGCCUGAAGCCUAGGUCAGGGUUUCAGGAGUCCAGCCCCAGGAGGCAAAGUCACCAAUGCAGGGAGGUAAAUGCCUUUUGGCAGGAAAACCAAUAGAGUUGGUUGGGUGGGGAGUCAGGGGCGGGAGGAGAAGGAGGAGGAGGAGGAAGGCCAGAUUGGCCUGCCCUUUCUCCCAUACUUCACCCCAGCAGAGGUUCAUGGGACACAGUUGGAAAGCCACUGGGAGGAAAUGCCUCACUACAGGGGGGCCUCCUGUAGCAAGCCCAGCCAGUAAUCCUCCUAAGGAACCCACAAGGUCAAUUCACAACUGAUAUCUUAGCUAUUAAAGAAGUACUGACUUUACCAAAAGAAUCAUCAAGAAAGCUAUUUAUAUAAACCCCCUCAGUCAUUUUGAAAUAAAAUUAAUUUUACAAAAAUUUGAUAGUUUUUUUUUCCCAAAAUGACAAAUAAUCUGCACCUGUGGUGACAGGAAGGCUUUGAAAUAGAGGCCCUCGUUCUUCUGCUCCAGUGGGCAGAACCUUGCAUAAAGGCUCCGGGUCCAAAAGCCCACCCAGGCAGCCCCAGACGGAUGGCAGGAAGGGGGACUGUCAGCUUCUGGACGAUGGCACGACCUGCCUGCAUGAGGAGGGUUGAUGGGCAUCGCACCCACGGCCAAAGCUAUCAUCCCAGCCUCACCAACACUGACCCAGCCCACCCUGCCUGGGGCUGGGCUUAUUUCUUCAGUCUCCAAGUCAUUCGAGUGUCCUACUUUUCCCCAAGCUCCAGGAAGAAGCUAGAAGAGCCCUGUAAAUCCUGGCUGGAGCCAACUACUAAUACCAAACAUCAGGUACUUUGACCUAGAGAUAGCAUCACCAGAGACAGAAACUCAACCCCUACAAUUCCCACCCCCAACCCAGACAUCUCCCCAUCUCCAUCUGUCCAGACAAGGCUCCCCAUUCCAGGUAGGCACUGGAAGCCGGCUUUCAACCCCAAAUAAAGCAGAGAACGGCCUGCUGCCAUAGAGAUUGCAACCACUGAGUCUUCAUUUAGGAAAGCAGCCAGGAGUUGGCUUUGUACGGCCACAUCUUGUUUUCUGUUGACCAAUAACCUGUGAACUAAAGAUUUCAGAACUGAGAUGUGAAACAGAUUCACUCUGGAUAUAUUUUUCUACAAGGGGCUUAAAAAGUAUAGUUGAUCAUUUAUCAUGAUGUGUUUCAUUCCAUUAUUACAGACAACAAACCAUCUUCACUAGCAAAUCCCACAACUCUCUCCCACUCUUCAAACCUCCUUUUCAGAAGCAAGCCUCCAGGAGAGUUGACACUACCACUCCCAGCUCCUUCCUAUGCAUCCACCAAUCUACCUCACACUUGCCCCUGCACCCAGCACCCCCGGAAUGCUACUCCCCUCCACCCCCAGCCAGGAGGCCAGGCAGGUAACAUAAGAUUGAAGCACUGCCACAGAAGUCCUCGACAGCCUCCCCCACCCAGGACCCCAGGUUCCACUCCAAGUACAGUCAGAACCCAUAGGGACACAGCCCCUUGCUGCCCAGAAUCACACCCUCCAAACCCUCGCUUGCAGACCUUUGGAGUUAGAUGACCAAGACUAGAGAGAGCUGGCUGGAAACCAUCAGGGAAGUCAGGUGUCGUCCAGCAGGAAUAGCGAGACCAUGACAUCUCAGCCAAGCAUCAUCUCUCAGAGGACCCAAGCCCCUGCAGCCUCCCUCCAACUCCCUUUUUAUUCUCCCCUCUUUCCUGUUCCAUUCCUGUGUCUCAGGCUCCCUGCUCAUGAGCCAUUCCACAACAGCUCCUACCAUUCAAGGAGCAACUGACCUGACUGCUACACCGGCCCCUACCCCGUGGUCUUUGCCCGUGCCGCUUUCCUGCUUUGGGGUACAAGCCAGAAGUCAUUCAUAUGCCAGAUACUACUAUGUGCUCCCAAACUGGCAUGUAGGCAAAGAAAUUUUGUUCAAGAAAGUCACUAGCUGCCUUGGUUUCUCUCCAAAAUUAUAGAGAUCAUAAAACAGAGAUGCUUAAAAAUUCAAGGGAAAAAAAAAUACAGUGCCUAUCUUCAGGGUGUGACUACAAGACCCCAAGUAGCCAGUGGAAUGCAAUCCACUCCCUGCUUUUAUCUAUACCAGGUUACCUGCUAAGUCACAUGAGGAUUUGAGCAUCUUAUUUGGGCCUGCAUGCUUUAGGCAGCAGCCACACAGCAGACCCUGGGACACAAACAAGCAUUGUCCUGUGCAUCCACAUCCUCCUUUGGAGCUGUGGGCAGCAAGUGGGGAAGCCUAAUUUAACUAAAUAACAAUGUAUGAAAUUAUGGAGAAUACAAGAGCGGGGACUAUCCUCCAAAAUUCAUAGCGAGGCUUCUUUAGCCAGCACCAGAGUAUUUAGCAUGCACUUUAAAAAAAAAACACACAAUUCAUGCACGCUUCUUUCCAAGCUCAUCUUUACAUAUAUGGAACCAGCCCUUGCUCAUGUGGCCCCAGAGAACAUAGGCCACGCCCUAGAGGGCUUUCGAGGGCUCAGCCAGCACUCCACAAAGCAAUAACUAUUGACUUGCCCCUACACCAAGCUUGGCGACAUGUGCUCGGCCGGAUCAGAGAUUGCUGCCCUUCAGAGGCACCCUCUUCAAGAUCAGAGCUUUGUUUCUGAGUAAGAGCAACCAGUAUUGGCUGGGUUGUGAGGACCAAGAGCUCUAACUUGAGAAAAUGCCCCAAAUCUAAACCUUUAUCCACUGCCCAGCAUGACAUCUGCCGUAGGUUGAAGAGUUGUGAGUCCUGUGCUACUUGGGAGAGGUGAGAGAAACAGGUUUGCAAGCCGCAUACCACAGACCCGCAGUUCCCGACUCCCUCCCUGCCUGGCUCCUGGGGCUGGCCGGCCCCCUCAUCCUUCCUAGCCUGGCCCUGUGGCUUCCUACCUUUCCCUUGCUUCUCAUGCUUCCCAAAGGCUGUGUGAGAUUAUCUCAAAGCAGAACUGGGCAUGGAGUUUUGCUGGCGUGGUCACACACACCAUUUCAUGCUGUAGUGCAGCUGAGUGACCCUCAAGAUGUGAAGCCACACACAUCAUUUGUCCUAUUCGAGUCUCAUGCUUCCCCACCUCAGAAAACUCUCGGAUCUCUCAUGUCAAGGCAGAUUACAUUAUUUUGAACCGUUGUCUAGCCUCCAAAAUAUAUUUUCUGUAAUCACCUGUAUUUCUCAAAAGGCUUCCUGUAAUUAUUAUACAUGUGAAUUUUUCCUUAUUUAUAAAAUAUAUAUAAAUUAUUUUUAAUACAUCAACUUUAGUAGAAAUUUGUACCAACACAGUAACUGUAUGUGGCAUUUGAAAUAAGUUUGUGUUUACUUUGACCUAUUACACAGUAUCGAACACAUGGUGUAUUUACAGUACCACUUGGUAUAACCAUGACUCCAAAUUAUCAUAAACUAUUGUCAUUGUAAAUGCUCUUUUUCUGAGGAUUUUACAAUAAAACUUGAGAAA